AUGCGAAAGGAAUACCCCGAAGAAGUGGUCUUGUCUGAAGAUAAUAGCUUUCUCCAACCAGAGUCCGAGCUAAUACCACCGGCAACACGGAGGUGCCUCUCCCGUCUAGGUUCAAGCGAGAGAGGCGUUAUUGAGCGUAUCUACACCCGGAAGCAAGACCGACCAAUGCUUGACAUACUAGCUCAAGUGCUCCAGCAUCAGAGCCUGCAGCCCGGCUUUACGGCGGGCAAAAUCAAUAGGCUGCUCCGGAUGAAGUCUCCUGAUACAUUGAUCAUGGGGGCUGGAAACAUGGGAGAUUUAGAUCCCGAGUCGGUGGAAAUGCUGCAAGGACGGUCACCGGUGUGGUCCACUAAUGACCAUGUGUACAUCUCUCAGUUGCUCAGAUCUGGCUCCUUGAUGCCACGGGUGACAGACCAAGCAACACGUAAAGCAAUUGGGCGUCGAGUCUUAUCCAUCUCGAGGAUAAUGCCGUCGAUGUACACUUUUAUGGAAGAUACAAAGUACUUCUUGCCCUGUGCUCUGGCCUUACGCAGGCUGAUUCCGGAUGGCCCGAGAGACACGAUCCGGAAAUCUCUCUGGCAUCAGUUUCGCCCACGGCGACGGUCUCGGCAUACUGGUCAAUCAGGAUUUCUACAGGCAUAUCGGCGUCUUUGGUUGUAUACAGUACAGCAUUUCCCUAUCUUAAUCGGGGCAAUGCCAUUGCUCGACCACCGAGGUGCAGAGAGAAGGCUCUAUCGAUCGCAAGAGGAAUCGCAAAGAUGCUGGGCCACGUUUUCCCUUAUUCGCCCACCGCUAAGCACAACGUACAGCGCUUCCGUCUACGAGACCACUACAGCGCUAUCUAGCAGAAGGCAGUCACCGGAGCCAUUCACCGCACUGGUUGAGAUGACAAAAUAUGGAAAUCUAAAUCCGUAUUAUUCCCCAGAUUUAAGAGCAAAGUCUCUUUCAAGCGCCUGUUCCUUGGAUAUGUCAUUAGAAUAUGAGCAGCCACCAGCAGCGCCAGGACUACUUGGUGAAAAAACAAUUCACAAGCCACAGGACUACACGGCACCUUUAAAAUCACUAUCUGGUGAUAAGGGUAUUCUAUAUGAGAUUGGUAUUCCUGCUACUGUUUUCUAUCUGCCACUGGCGCGUGUGGAUCGCCUAUUUGCCCAGUAUUCUCAAAAUCAUGCGAAUCACCGGUAUGCGAUUAUUGCUCAGGAUCGAUUAUGUCCUAUCCACCCUGCAGCAGUGCCUUCUCAUUUAAGAUCUACCGUGGUGGUAACUGGGCCUAACCUGGCCUAG
Molecule: messenger RNA, 1284 nt
Organism: Aspergillus pseudotamarii
Lineage: Eukaryota; Fungi; Ascomycota; Eurotiomycetes; Eurotiales; Aspergillaceae
Exons: 2
Coding region: 1-1284 (427 amino acids)
Source: RefSeq, a predicted model, not a curated record